GAAAGGUUUGAACUUUUUCUUCAAGUUGGAUGCAGUGAGGAGUUACUUGGCAUCAUUGCUGCCACCACACCUACACUAAUGAUGCUGAGUUCAGGAUCCAAAGAGGCCAGAAAGGGAGGAAGAGUCUCAGGGGUCCCUCCAGUACUGGUUAAAGAGGUCCAGUCUAGCUGCGUUCAGCUCCCUAGGGCCUCCCCUGUCAGUCUCCUGGGGCGAGAGCUGGCUUUGCAAGGUAAGGAUCCUCUGUCAGCUUGGAUUUCGGGUGGCGAGAAUGACUUUCAACCAGGCUCAGUUUCUAGGCUUCACCUUGGGUUUUCGGUGCCCCCCUCUUCUUCCUUAUUAACCCCUCGCUCGCUCCUACAGAGACCCAGACUGCUGUAGGAUGGUGUGCUCAACAGUAAACCUACAGCUUGUCUCCCGAGUGUAAUCCUGCAGGUUGUGGUGAGGGUGGAGCUACACGGGGUAAGAACGCUCUCCCCCACUACGCCUGCGGGUCCUGCUAGCUGCGCGGCUGGGACUGGAUAAGAGGAAGUCCCAGGGACCUGGAGGGAGCCCUCAGAUCAGCUCUGGGCUGGAAGAGCCCGGAAGAAACCGGUAGGGGAGGAGGGGGUCCACAGAAGGACUGAGAGCCCUGCACCAGGACCGGAGGUGUCUCCCGGGGCAUCUCAGCUCCAGUCCCGGGCCGGGCCGCCUUGGCGGACAGGAAAGGGCUGCGGAGUCCGGCUUGGAAGCAGUGGUGUCCGGGAGGGACUCUUGCGUGUGUUCAGGAGAUGGGUGGCACAUCUGAGGCUUCCCCGGCCCUCUCCAAGACCCCGCGUCUUUAGGGGUCUGGGAGGCCAGAGGGGGGAAGCUGGGGGCAGUGAGUCUCCGCUCUUGCCACGCCCGCACGGUCCAUAUUCGAAUCCCUUGCGGAGUUCCCUGGUGCCGGGGCUGAGCCAGGUCCUCCGGGCUCCUCCGGGAUACGGAAGCGCGGGCGCCCGGGGGCGGCGGGGGGCUGGGGCAGCUGGGUGGCCGAGGCGCCCGCGGACGCUUCCGCCGAGGCGGGCAAGAGGGGAGCCUUGGCCGGGAGACCGAGCGGUCCGACGGGGGACCCAGGGCGCCGGGGCGGGGCUGCAUACUGGGCCCGUUAGCUCAGCCGUCCCGGAGUCUGACUCAUCGAACCGGUCACACACAAAGCCAACCUCCCCACCACGUCAGGCAUCCCACGCGCAGACACACUCGGCGCCCCACCCGGCAUCACCCACGCACCCUUCCCACCGCACACGCCACGCGGACAGCUGCGUCUCCGCCGUGACAAGUGUGGGACCCAGCGUACACCUAGGACUCCACACACACGCCAAGCACCCGCAGCCCUCCCAGGAAGCCCACAUUCACACCUGCGGCCCCUAGCGCUCACGCCCUUCCCCGGGCCCACGCACCCCGACACACGCGGCCCCGCCGUUCACACACACCCAUCACGCACUCAGUCCUCACACAGGCCGACUGUUACACACUCACCCCCCCCCACACACACACAAAUGCUGCACACGCGGCCCCCCUCCCGCCGCCGCCCGCGGGGAGCCGGCGGUGUCUGGGGGCCGCCCCUUUCGCCCGCCGGGCAAACAAGCGGCCCCUUCUCCCCGCCCGGCCAAAGAAAGGCCGCUUGUCCAGCGUCAGCGGCGGGCGGGGCGGCCCGGCAGGCGGCCCAACACUGCGGCCUUGUCCCACCUGGCGGCCCUGGGGAGGGCGGCGAGGGGCAGCAGGGAGCCCUCCGUGCGGAAACCCAACUCAGUCCCCCGGCCUCGGAGAGCCGCCCUUUUCCGGCACCCCACCUCCACCCCGCACACAAGUAAAAUCACACCCCCGAACUACACUCUCGCCUUGUCCCGCCGCCUCCUCCAGCCCCGGCUGCCCGCCUACGGUCUCUCCCCACUCCUGGGUCCCCCGGCCUGCCCUCCGGCCCCCUCUUUUACUCCAGGGCCCCGCCUCCCACCACACCCCCGGUCUCCCCCUCCACGGCCCUGGGUACCUUCGACUGCUCCCCCGGUCCGUCACCCCCUUUCCUUGAGGACUUCUCUGUCCCCAGUCUCCCCCAUCUCCUUCGUUCCCCAGUCCCUCUACCUUUCCGUCCCCGUCUCCCCCCACCUCUGCGUCCCCUGGACUCUAUCCGGUUUCCCACCUCCUUCCCCUCCUCCCCAUCCUCUGCCCUCAGUCUUCCCUCCCCAGCCCUCCUUUUCCCUCAUCCCUCAGUCUCCCUCUUUAUUUCCCUCCAAAUCCCUUCGUCUUCCCACCCGCCCCGUCCCUCCGCAGACCCCUCGUUUUCCUUCUCCCGAAGUUCCCUUCGUCCCUGGCUUUCCCCCACGCCCUCCCCCGCCCUCGCCCGGCUCCGGCGCCCCGCCCGCUGGGCUCCCAGCCUCAGUUUCCUUCCCUUCCCGGCUCCUUCCUCCGCCGGCGGCCCUUCCUCGAGGGCGGAUGUGCGCCGGACGGGCGAAGGCGGUGGCGGCGGGUCGAGAGGAUCCCAGCUCUAACCCCGGAGGCCUCGGGCCACAGCCAUGCGACGCCCAGGACGAGGCCUGGGCUGGCCGCCGGGGCCACAGGAGCUCUGGAGCCCCAGGACAAUGGACACGAUCAAUAGGAACCAAGUGGGCCCUGGAAGCAAGACCCCAGCUAUGGUGCAGAAAGGACCCUUGGACCUGAUCGAAACAGGCAAAGGGCUGAAAGUGCAAACGGACAAACCCCAUCUGGUGAGCCUGGGCAGUGGGCGGCUCAGCACGGCCAUCACUCUUCUGCCGCUGGAGGAAGGGAGGACAGUGAUUGGCUCUGCAGCCAGGGACAUCUCACUGCAGGGUCCAGGCCUGGCUCCAGAGCACUGCUACAUCGAGAACCUGCGGGGCACCCUCACCCUCUACCCCUGCGGCAAUGCCUGCACUAUUGAUGGGCUCCUGGUCCGGCAGCCCACCCGACUCACUCAGGGCUGCAUGUUGUGCCUGGGUCAGUCCACCUUCCUCCGCUUUAACCACCCGGCUGAAGCCAAGUGGAUGAAGAGCAUGAUUCCGGCAGGGGGCCGGGCCCCUGGACCCCCCUACAGUCCUGGCCCGGCAGAAUCACAAAGCUUGGUGAACGGGAACCACACCCCACAGCCUGCAACCCAGGGACCCUCAGCCUGUGGCAGCCACAGUUCCCUGGUGAGCUCUAUUGAGAAGGACCUGCAGGAGAUCAUGGACUCACUGGUGCUCGAGGAGCCUGGAGCUGCUGGCAAGAAGCCUGCCGCCACUUCCCCACUGUCACCGAUGGCCAAUGGUGGCCGCUACCUGCUGUCCCCCCCGACCAGCCCUGGCGCCAUGUCCGUGGGCUCCAGCUAUGAGAACACCUCUCCAGCCUUCUCUCCGCUCUCCUCACCAGCCAGCAGUGGGAGCUGUGCCAGCCACUCCCCCAGUGGGCAGGAGCCAGCCCCUUCCAUGCCCCCCCUGGUGCCUGCCCGGUCCUCUAGCUACCAUUUGGCCCUGCAGCCCUCACAGUCCCGACCCAGUGGUGCUCGCCCCUCUGAGAGCCCCCGGCUGGGCAGGAAGGGGGGUCACGAGAGGCCGCCCAGCCCUGGCCUCCGAGGUCUGCGGACAGACAGCCCUGCAGCCACUGUCUUGGCAGUGGCCUGCAGAGCCACCGAGAGCCCCCGGGCGGGGGGGCAGUUGCCCCUGGUGGCGAUUGGCCUGAGUGAAUACCAGGCUUCCGGUGCCCGUGGCCAACCCACCAGCAUUCCUGGCAGCCCCAAGUUCCAGCCACCAGUCCCUGCUCCUCGAAACAAGAUUGGCACGCUCCAGGACCGCCCUCCCAGCCCUUUCCGGGAGCUGCCGGGCACUGAGCGGGUGUUGACAACCAGCCCCUCACGCCAGCUGGUGGGCCGAACAUUUUCCGAUGGGUCCGCUACCCGCACCCUGCAACCUCCCGAGAGCCCCCGCCUAGGCCGGCGGGGCCUGGACAGUAUGAGAGAACUGCCUCCCUUGAGCCCAUCUCUGUCCCGAAGGGCUCUCUCCCCCAUGCCCGCCCGGACCACCCCAGAUCCCAAACUAACCAGGGAAGUGGCAGAGAGUCCCCGACCCCGGCGCUGGGCAGCCCAUGGGGCUUCACCAGAGGACUUCUCUGUGACGCUGGGGGCGCGGGGCCGUAGGACACGGAGCCCCUCACCCACACUAGGGGAGUCCCUGGCACCCCGCAAGGGCAGCUUCAGUGGCAGGCUGAGCCCGGCUUAUAGUCUGGGCUCGUUGACUGGGGCUUCACCCCACCAGAGCCCCCGUGCCCAGAGGAAGCUCUCCAGCGGGGACUUGCGGUUGCCUGUCACUCGGGAGCGGAAAAAUAGCAUCACAGAGAUCAGUGACAACGAGGAUGACCUCCUGGAGUACCACCGGCGGCAGCGCCAAGAGCGGCUUCGGGAGCAGGAGAUGGAGAGGCUGGAACGACAGCGCCUGGAGACCAUCCUGAAUUUAUGCGCCGAGUACAGCCGGGCCGACGGGGGACCUGAGGCCGGGGAGCUGCCCAGCAUCGGGGAGGCCGCCGCAGCCUUGGCUCUGGCCGGCCGGAGGCCCUCACGAGGCCUUGUGGGGGGCACUGGGGCCUCUGCGCGGAGCAACGAGGAGCCUGGAGGUGCCACCCAAUGCCUGUGGGAGACUGUGGAGCGCUCGGAUGAGGAGAAUCUCAAGGAGGAGUGCAGUAGCACGGAGAGCACCCAGCAGGAGCACGAAGAUGCACCUAGUGCCAAGCUCCAGGGAGAGGUGCUGGCCCUGGAAGAGGAGCGGGCUCAGGUGCUGGGGCGAGUGGGGCAGCUGAAAGUCCGGGUGAAGGAGCUGGAGCAGCAGCUGCAGGAGUCGGCCCGAGAGGCUGAAAUGGAGCAGGCACUGCUGCAGGGGGAGAGGGAAGCAGAGCGCGCGCUGCUGCAGAAGGAGCAGAAGGCGCUGGACCAGCUGCAGGAGAAGCUGGUGACCUUGGAGACGGGCAUCCAAAAGGAGAGGGACAAGGAGAGGGCGGAGCUGGCCGCGGGACGGAGGCACCUGGAGGCCCGCCAGGCGCUCUACGCCGAGCUCCAGACGCAGCUCGAUAACUGCCCCGAGUCAGUGCGGGAACAGUUACAGGAGCAGCUGAGAAGGGUCAGUUUCACCAGCCCCCGCCCCCUCCCCGCCCCCGAGGGCCGCCCGCCCGGAAGAGAGGAGCGGUGGGCCGGGACCGCCUGGGCCCUGCAGUACCUGCCGGACGACAGGGAGGCAGAAGCCCUGGAGACUGAGACAAAGCUCUUUGAAGACUUGGAGUUCCAGCAGCUGGAGCGGGAGAGCCGCGUGGAGGAGGAGCGCGAGCUGGCUGGCCAAGGGCUGCUCCGGAGCAAGGCCGAGCUGCUCCGGAGCAUCGCCAAGAGGAAGGAGCGCCUGGCGGUCCUGGACAGUCAGGCUGGGCAGAUCCGGUCCCAGGCUGUGCAAGAGUCAGAACGCCUAGCCCGGGAUAAGAAUGCCUCCCUGCAGCUGCUGCAGAAGGAGAAGGAGAAACUGGCUAUGUUGGAAAGAAGAUACCACUCUCUCACAGGGGGCAGGGCUUUCCCGAAGACCACGUCGACCCUCAAAGAGUACGUGACGCUUGAGCAGCUAAAGGCCAUGUGGGGCACCUCGCCUGUGCCCGCAGCACCCGCGCCAGGCCUGCCUCCCUGGGCCCCUGCCUCCCAGGACCUGGUUCCCACCACCUGCCUUCUUCCCGCGCUGCCCUCUUCCUCCUCCUUCGCUUCUAUCCCGCCUUCAGCCCAGAUGGAGAAGCUGCUGCUCCCCGCUGUAGACUUAGAGCAGUGGUACCAGGAGCUGAUGGCCGGGCUGGGGACCGGCCCCGCUGCAGCCUCCCCUCGUUCCUCCCCCCCGCCUCUGCCCGCCAAAGCUUCCCGUCAGCUGCAGGUUUACCGCUCCAAGAUGGAUGGUGAGGCCACUAGCCCCUUGCCCCGGACCCGCAGCGGCCCCCUCCCCUCUUCCUCUGGCUCUUCCUCCUCCUCCUCCCAGCUCAGCGUGGCUACCUUGGGCCGUAGCCCCUCCCCAAAGAGCACUCUACUCGCCCAGAAUGGCACAAGCAGCCUUCCUCGCAACCUGGCAGCCACGCUGCAGGACAUUGAGACCAAGCGCCAGCUGGCCCUCCAGCAGAAGGUCGAGUCGCUUCCUGCCGAGCCCCUCCCAACUGACGACCCAGCAGGGCAGCAGGUGAUUGAGGAGCAGCGGCGGCGGUUGGCUGAGCUGAAGCAGAAGGCGGCGGCCGAGGCGCAGUGCCAGUGGGACGCCCUGCACGGGGCCGCGCCCUUCCCGGCCGGGCCCUCGGGCUUCCCGCAGCUCCUGCAUCACUCCAUCCUGCACCACCUGCCGGUGUCCAGGGAGCGAGGGGAGGAGGGCGAGCAUGCCUACGACACACUGAGCCUGGAGAGCUCAGACAGCAUGGAGACCAGCAUCUCUACGGGGGGCAACUCGGCCUGCUCCCCCGACACCAUGUCCAGUGCCAGCGGCCUGGAUGUGGGGAAGACGGAAGAAAUGGAGAAGGUGCUGAAAGAAGCCCAUGCGGAGAAGAGCCGGCUCAUGGAGUCGAGGGAGCGGGAGAUGGAGCUGAGGCGGCAGGCCCUGGAGGAGGAGCGGAGGCGGCGGGAGCAGGUGGAACGGAGGCUGCAGGGCGAGAGCACCCGGAGGCAUCAGCUCGUGGAGAAGGAGGUCAAGAUGCGGGAGAAGCAGUUCUCGCAGGCACGACCCCUGACCCGCUACCUGCCGAUCCGGAAGGAGGACUUUGACCUGAAGACCCACAUUGAGUCCUCAGGCCACGGUGUGGAUACCUGCCUGCAUGUGGUGCUCAGCAGCAAGGUCUGCCGUGGCUACUUGGUCAAGAUGGGUGGCAAGAUUAAAUCAUGGAAGAAGCGCUGGUUUGUCUUCGAUCGACUCAAGCGCACCCUUUCCUAUUAUGUGGACAAGCAUGAGACGAAGCUGAAAGGGGUCAUCUAUUUCCAGGCCAUCGAGGAAGUGUACUAUGACCACCUGCGCAGUGCAGCCAAGAAGAGGUUUCUCAGCUUCACUAUGGUGUCUGAGAGCCCAAACCCGGCCCUCACCUUCUGUGUGAAGACCCACGACCGGCUGUACUACAUGGUGGCCCCGUCCGCAGAGGCCAUGCGCAUCUGGAUGGAUGUCAUCGUCACCGGGGCGGAGGGCUACACCCAGUUCAUGAACUGACCGAAUGGGCCUCGUGGACCCUCAGGCCGGCCCAGGACCCAGGCCCAACUGCCUGCUGCUCCACUCGCCCCUGGAGACAGUCACGCCCUGGGCCUCAGGCCUCACACAAGUGCUCCCAGAGGCCCUGGAGGGCGGAGCAUGACUGGGGUUUUGUACAAGAAGUGACUUUGUAAUGUUCUGUAAGGAGCUCGUCCUGUGAGUUUCUGAGCUCCGGCCCCCUAAAGAACCAGCCAGGAGAUAAAAGUUGGGGAGGGGGCUUUGCUGCCUCCUGGGAGCCCAGAACUUGCAAUAACCCUUCAGGGUCCUGCCCCAGGCCCAGCCAGGCUGAGGAGCUGUCACAGAGGGGCCCCUCCGCUCUGACCUGGCACCUGUGCUCCCCAGCCUGUGUUCUCUUUUGUAAAGGACUAAUUAUGGUACCAGAAGCUGCCAAAGAUCCCCUCUUGCCUCAGCCCCCUUUGCAGGGGCCUUGGGGGCUGAGCAGAGCCACAUUCAGAGUGGGGUAACAGCUCAGGCGGUGUACUUCUCAAACCCCGCUCUACCCCAUUGUUGUCCUGCGUUUAUAUUUUUUAUUACUUUGCUGAAGGGCCAGAGACCGGAAGUGUCAUCCUUGAGGUCCCAGCUCUAUCACCUUUUUACAGACCCAUCACCAUGGUCACCACAGUGACGGCUUCAUCGCCAUGGUUACAUACUAAUUGCCGUGGCUCCGUGGCUCAGCCCACUGCUUCGGCGGUGGGCCCGUCUGAGGGUAUGUGCCAUGUUCUCUCCAGCCCAGGCCCUUGGGCAUCUCCUGCUGGGGGGAAGGGACUGAACACCUUCUCCCUGCCCCCUGCCUGCGUCUCCAGGCCCUGAUACACAGCCUGCUGGCUCCCCUGUCCAGCCCUCCGCCUUCCACUCGUGCCUUGCUGAGAGCCAGAAGGGGUGAAGCUGGGAACUACAGACCAGAGGAGGAGCCAUUGGAUGGGAGAAGAAGCUAGAAGGCUGUCUUUGGGGUUCUGUUAUAGGGCUGAGUUUCUGACACAGGGUUGUUCAGAUUCUCCCUGAUGGAAGUCCUGAGCAGGAGAGGAAGCAGCAGAGGGGGGUGCCCUGAGGUCUGGUUGCCCUCCCUGCAGCCUCAGAAGGGGGAUGAAAUGGAGAGCAGAGGACCAGGCCUCCAGCUGUCUGUGCUCAGCCCUUUCCGCCUUAACACUAAGCCCACCUCCCUGUCCCCCUUCCCAGCCCUGGGCCAUGGUUGCUGGGUCCAGGCUGGAUGUUUUUCAGUAUUUGUAAGCAUCUCAGCAGAACAAUAAAGCAUUUGGACUAUG
Orcinus orca (killer whale) is the source of this 8500-nucleotide messenger RNA. RefSeq names its product pleckstrin homology like domain family B member 1 (gene PHLDB1). Gene Ontology annotation, biological process: regulation of microtubule cytoskeleton organization. Gene Ontology annotation, molecular function: protein binding. The coding region runs from base 2529 to 7199 and encodes 1556 amino acids. NCBI's taxonomy places the organism in Eukaryota, Metazoa, Chordata, Mammalia, Artiodactyla, Delphinidae. The transcript has 29 exons. Gene Ontology annotation, cellular component: basal cortex. The record is from RefSeq and is a predicted model, not a curated record.